Molecule: messenger RNA, 864 nt
Organism: Malania oleifera
Lineage: Eukaryota; Viridiplantae; Streptophyta; Magnoliopsida; Santalales; Ximeniaceae
Exons: 3
Coding region: 1-864 (287 amino acids)
Source: RefSeq, a predicted model, not a curated record
AUGAGACCUCCUUCUUUUUCUAGAGGACCUAACCCGAUUGUGGCUGAGAAUUGGGUUCAGGAUGUCGAGGAGAUUUUAGUAGUACUGGUAUGUACAAAUGAGCAGAAAGUGGUGUUUGCGACGUGUAAACUGAUAGGAGAGGCAAAGCACUGGUGGAGAUCAGCGCGUAUGAUUGAGGAGCAAAGGCCGAAUCCAGUGCCAGUGUCGUGGAGUCGGUUUAAGGAAUUAUUCUUCGAGCAAUAUUUUCCUGCUAUCAUUCAGAACACAAAGGCAGCGGAGUUUCUGCAUCUGACUCAGGGGUUGAUGACGGUGACACAGUAUGCUGCACGAUUUCUUGAGUUAUACCGUUUCGCCCCACAUUUAGCACCAGACGAAGAGAAAAAUGCCAAAAAAGCUGCUGUUAUUGAGAGUGGUAUGCAGAGGAGCGCUACAGCUCAAGGUCAGAGGAAGAGAUCUGCGCCUCAGGAUUUACAAGCGAGCUCUAGCCGAGGGCCAUGGAGAGGAGAUCGCUUUGGAGGUGGUCAGGGACGGAUGAUGGGCCAUGGUGGUUUUCAAGGUGGACAGGCUGCUCCUACCUAUCCUAGAUGUGGCCGCAGACAUCCAGGUGAAUGCGGGAUGGGUGAGAACGUCUGCUACGGUUGUGGGAGACCCAGGCACAGAUCUUGGUCGUGUCAGGGAUUGACAGCUCAGGCACCAGCUCCUAGACCAUACCGGGGUGUCACCCACUCUUUUGUUUCUGCGGUAUAUGCUAAGCUAACGGGGUAUGAGGCACAGUUUUUGGAUAUUGGGUUAGCAGUAGCAAUGCCUACUGGGUUAGUCGUGAGAUGUAAAAGGGUACUCAGGGGUUUUCCAGUAACUAUUUAG